Molecule: messenger RNA, 6278 nt
Organism: Electrophorus electricus (electric eel)
Lineage: Eukaryota; Metazoa; Chordata; Actinopteri; Gymnotiformes; Gymnotidae
Gene: veph1
Product: ventricular zone expressed PH domain-containing 1
Biological process (GO): regulation of signal transduction
Cellular component (GO): plasma membrane
Molecular function (GO): phosphatidylinositol-5-phosphate binding
Source: RefSeq, a predicted model, not a curated record
UCUAAGCGGUAUCGGGUUUUUUUGGCGGCUGUGAAAAGACAAAUUUCACCCUCUUUCUACUCGGCGCUUCACACGCGGAUCCAGCCAAACGUGCAGGGUGUCGGCACACACUCUCCACAGCCUUCCGGAGUCAUGUCAGGUCGCUGUGGCGACGCACAGCACAGUGGGUGGCCCUGCCGGGCGUGACCGCAUCCCAGCAUGCACCAGCUCUUCGGGCUCGUUCUGGGCCGAAGGGACCUGUCCCGGGCGGGGGACCUCUUCUCACUGGACGACAGUGAGAUCGAGUACUGUCUGUCCGAGGUGCUGGGUGAGAUCAGGAGCAUCUGCUGCUCUCCGGACUACCUGACCAAUAGCAAUGACCAGGCAGUGGUGGAGAUCUGCAUCACGCGCAUCACCACGGCGAUCCGAGAGACAGGCUCGAUUGAGAGGCACGGCGCUGCCCUUGUGGCCCUGUGGGAGUCGUGCCUGGAGCAUAACCUGCAACCACAGGGCAAAGACGAGGACACGCCCCACGCCAAGAUCGCCUCCGACAUCACCAGCUGCAUCCUUCAGAACUACAGCCGGGCUCCUGUCAUGGCGCUGGCCGUGCCCGUUGCCGUGCGCUUCCUCCAGCGUGGCAACCGCGAACUCAGCCGGAACAUGUCCAGCUACCUGUCGCUGGCCGCCAUCGCCAAGGCCGAGCUGCUCAUCGAGCACACCGAAGCCAUCGCCCUGAGCGUGCUGGGAGGCAACAGCAUGUUGUUGCGGGUCCUGCCCUCCAUGUACCCUCUGCAGCCAGAGCUGAUUCACCAGCACAUCCGGGAGCUGUUUGCAAUGGUGACCGAGGUGGAGCAGACCAGCAGACAGCACCUGCUCCGGCUGCUGCAAAUGAUCUCCGAACAGCACCCACAGGCACUGACCCCUCUGGUGCCAUCUCUGAUUGGUCACCUCAGUGAUGCCUCUUUGAAGGAGGCCCUCCUGGCUGUGCUGGUGGGCGUGGCCCAAGUCAGCCCUGCCUCGCUCCACCCCUUCCUGCCAGCAUUGAGGAGUGUGGGUCAGCAGACACCGGGGCUGCUGGGAAAUGUGGUUAAGAUCCAUGGGGCAGUGGGCCUGACCAAUGAGGCGGAGGCACGCAAGGCCCUGCUCUACCUGGUGUCUCUGUUGGCGUGCAUGGACCACAAUGUCCACCACACACUGCUCCUGGAGAUCCACAGCCUGACAGAUCACUACCCUGCCCUCUUGGGAGGCGGAGCCAGCGACGUCUACCGCACGAGCAACAGCUUCAGUGCCAUCGCACGUGCCCUCACACGCAGGCUGGAGGGGGAUCCUGCUGCAGCCUGCAGCGGUACCGAGGACACUGUGGCCUCUGGAGCGUGCAAGGAUGAGUCCAGUCCCCAUGAGGAUGAGGAAGACCAAUGUCUAAAGCCGAAGAUCCUCUCCUUUGACGAGCAGGCAGGGGAGGAGGGGUCCUCCCCAGGACUGCAUCGACGCCGCAGCCUGGGCCAGGCAUCGCGAGCUGAGUGCAGAGAGAUGAGGUUCAGCAGGUCAAAGAGCUUGGCUGUUCGUGCUGCAUGUUCACGUUCCACUAAUCCCGACGGCACCCUGGAUGGAGAAGGGGUGGAGCAAAGCACAGAGCACCACCUGAACGACCACGCCCUCGGCCCAGAGACCGGCGUGCCUGUCUCCCUUGUGCAGGAGAAGCACAGUGACCCCACGGAAAGACACCCUCCCUCCAACAUGGCCUCGUAUGCGGAGGCUGGACAUAUGGAGGGGGCGGUUCCUCAGGAGGGUGACCGCCUCUGGACACACCUCCGCGACAACAUGGAGAAGAUCAGAGCGUUCUGCUCGGAGAUGAUCAAACAGAUCCCCAUACCGGACCAAUGCACCAUUGAAGACUCCCAGCGAGGCUGUGUGGCUAAGCUGUCCUUCUCCUGCCCACUCAAGGGUCAUUACUGUCUGUAUGGGAAGUCCAGCUUCUCUGUGUGCAGCCGCCAGCCCCACCUCUGGAUACAAAUCAUGCUGCUCGCAAUGCAGAGUAAGAGCAGUAACCCGCUGAGCUGCGAGGAUGUGUGUGUGCAGCAGCUCCGGAGACUGUGGGAGCAGGCCCAGCUGAAGGGAGGACACAGCUUUGAGCUGGCUGUCACUCAGAGUGCGUCCCCACAGAAGAAGGACCUGGACAGGAUUCAGAUCCACCUGGAGGAGGUUCGAUUCUUUGAUCUCUUUGGCUACAGCGAGGAGGAAGGCGAAUGGCUGUGUUUCAUGUGCAACAAUCCCGAGAAGGCCACAGUCGUGAACCAGGAUGGUCGGCCGCUCAUGGAGGGCAAGCUGAAGGAGAAGCAGGUGCGCUGGAAGUUCCUGAAGCGCUGGAAAACGCGCUACCUCACUCUCGCCGGCAAUCAGCUCCUCUUCCGAAAGGGAAAAUCAAAGGAUGAGCUGGACGACAGCGGCAUCGAGCUGAGCAAGGUGCAGAGCGUGAAGGUAGUGACGAGGAAGAGGCGUGAGCGCGGCCUGCCGCGAGCCUUCGAGAUCUUCACCGACACCAAGACGUAUGUGCUGAAGGCGUGCGACGAGAGCAACGCCGAGGAGUGGCUGCGCUGCAUCAGCCUGGCCGUGGCUUGCGCCAAGGAGCGCGAGCGCCGAGAGGCCACCACCUACCUGUGAGACGCGGGCGCCUUCACCAGGCCACCCCGGUCACGCGUGACUCCAAAGCUAAACACCCGAUACGCGGGUGGAACCCGGAUGAGAAAAUUCCAAAAUGCAGAAAUUUUACAGUUUUAUUGUGACUGAGUCCUUUUGGCUAAAUUUGCCAUUCCUUAAUGUAAAAACACAAGAUUUCCUAAUCCAAUGUAAUCCCCUCUGUCCUGCACACCCAACUGUACUGGAAGAAGAAAACCAUUAAACUAUAGGCAGAGCGCUUUGGCUUUCAGGGAUUCGGCGUGAACACAGCCACAUGGAUCAGAUGAGCUGAAGGUGGGAAAACUCUUAACUGUGCUGGGACUUGACCUUCCAGGACCUGGAGUGAAGAACAGUGUAUUAAUUUGAGCCCUGGACUAUGUUGGAUUAUAAACACGGGAGUCGCUGUAAUGUCAUAUACCAAGGAUUAGGCUUAAUCUAGUCGUGGACCCCAAACCUAUAACAGCUGUAAUUACUGAACGCUCCAAAUCCUGGAAAAUGAUAGCAGACCAUUUAAAAGCAGCUGAAGUGCAGUGCAGCAUUCAGAAGGAUCUCUGUGGCAUCUUAAGCAGUGUUGGCACUUAUUUUCCAAACCGCAGUAGAACAUCAGCAAAGAACAGGAGCUGCAGACCUGGAGGAGUCACAGAAAUGAAACAAAAGCACAGAUCAAGUGGCAUUACAAGGGGAGACACUGUGGUUCUCCAGUCUAACACCCCUCCACAUCUGGGCUGGCUCCGGAAUGCCAGGUCCGGAAUGUCACGUGACAUUUCUUGGAAUGUCGAGGGUAACAAUACAUAUCAACUGCGGCCUGCUGUAUAUGGUAAUCUCAGUCCAUUUUGCUUGUAUUCUUUUGCAGCCGUUUAAGCUUUCUCUUUUAUUUCCGUACGCCCUCUGUUUGCAGUAAGUAGCCUAGGAACAUGCUGCAGUCUCUGGCCGGUAUUGGGCCCACAGUUAUGCCACGGUAAUGUCACUUUAAAGCACCAGCCCCAAACCUUCAGCCAUACAACGAGAGUAGCGUGUUCUCUGCUCUCUCUACUCCCACGAGACCCGCCUGGAACGCCCCUAGCAAAGGGGUAGAGAAGGACCCUGGGGGAAUGUCGUGGACAUCAUGAAACGGGCAGGGGAACGCCGCCAGCGGCCUCCCUCCUCCUGACCUCCAGGCACUGGCAGAGGCGCCUUUACCCGCUGGGCCACCAGGGGGCGAUGAUUACACAAGUUAGUGUCAUCCACCGUCACCGUUUCUGCCCGUUUUCAUUGUUCCUUGGACUCGUUCUCUGCUACGCAUGUGGACUGUAGUAACUCCCCAUACGUUUCUGAGAAGCUACUGAGCUACAAGUUCCUACGCCCAGGACACGCACAAAUGGUUCUUGUACUGGACUGUUAUUGGACUGCUGAAAAGCCCGUAGUCAGCGUAGCCCGUAACUCACACAUACUCGCACAAUACUCUGAUCAGUUAGCUAAAGGUCGUAGCUGAACCGGGUGCAACCAAUUUCUAACAGCUAUUCGCAAAACGUGACUCCAACAAGGUCCCAGGAUGCAACAGAACAAUCACGUCUGACCCCUGACUCCAGAACUUUCUCUUGGCUGCGAGACGCCAGACAGAGAUGUUUUAGCCCUGCCCACCUCCCAUCCAGCCCCUUUGUAUUUCACAAGCCUUUGUUUUCUAUAUUUGAACAACACUGGUUGUCAGGCUGCCAAAGUUUAUGGGGUGAUUUUAUUAGAAUUACUUUUCUUUUUUUUCUUUACGUUUUUGGCCAACUGUCCAGUUGCAUGUCAUAUACAGGCGCGUGUGUAUCGAUUGUGUCAUUGUCAUCUGCCAGUGUUUCUCUCUCUUCUCUUGUGCAAAACAUGUUCCCUGUCCAGCAGGUGGUACUCGUGUUUAUAUGUUCAUUCUAAAAAUAAUAGAUUGUGAUUUGUGAUCAAGAAACUGUUCAUGGUGAAAACAGUUUUUGACUAAUGAUAAGUUUAAAUUUCAUAAUGAGCUCCUUUUAAAAUUGUGGGAUAUGCAGAAGUAUUACGUUUUGUAUUUUUUUAAAAAUGACAUUUUGUGUAAAAUCAAGUAGAUGUUCUUUAUUAGAAUGUAUAGAAUAUUUAGAUUUUCCUUUACAUUUGGUAGUUGGCCCUACUGUAUUUAUAUCUAGAAUUGUCAGAUGAACUUAACCAAGCUUGAAUGGCAGAACAGAGCACAAAGAUGUUUCAUUUUAAUAUUACAAAGGAAUUUUAGUUUAUUUCACUUUUUUAACUAAUGUUUCAGAUGGAUAUCUAAAUCCAAUUCUUCGCUGUGCUUAUUAACAACUUUUUUGCUUGUUUGUGUUGCAGUGUAUUUUUCUGUGGUAUAUGUUCUGCUGAAACAUAAAACCAAUAACUCUAUGGUAAAUUCUCCUGGAGUUCAGUGUGCCUUGGGACAGGGUGCCGGGCGUAGCCACAUAGCCACGCCUGCAUCGCUAGCAGUGCCGAUUCGCUCCAGUGGCAGUGAGGUCACCACUGUUGCGUCUGUCACAAGAGCCGACGUGCUGACUUACGUGGCAUUGCUAUGAGGGGUCGCGGUGGUCGUGAUUGGAGAGGGGACCGCCUGUCACGUCCUGUGAGGUCCGCUCUUUCUCAGAAGGUGAGUGUCGUGGUGGUGAGGGCCGGCGAUUCUGACCACUUCGUGUUUUCCGCCGUGUUUAAUCAAUUCAGGUCCAGCCUGUUUCUCUGGAGUUAUUCUAAUUCUAAUCUAAUUUCACAUUUAAUCAUAUAAAUGGUACAGGACUGCACAGACAGUACUAUGAGUGCAGUGGAAGAGGUUUCAUGCACCUAUGCUCGGCCAUUCUGUAAAAAUCACCUCUCUGAACGUUGUACACUAUGCCGUUCUAUAAAAUUUACCUCUGUCUGAACAUUGUAUGCUAUUCUAUAAAAGUUCUCUCUCUCUGAACAUUGUAUGCUAUGCCGUUCUAUAAAAAUUAUCUCUGUCUGCACAUUGCGCAAUACAAUGGUCUGUUGAGUUGUGGCCCCCGUCCCAGUGUGGAGCUGUUUACAGGGAGAGAAGGAUGCCUUCCAGGCUGCGUAAAUUCAGCUACAGAGCUUCACUUCCCCAUGCUUAUCAAGCUUCAGAUCUAAGUGCAGCUCCUUUUUUUGUCAUGCAGUCCUGAUCGCUGUGAUCCCAAAGGGGGAAACUGACCUGGGAUCAGCCCUGACACGCUGGAUGAGUGGGAGAAAAGUUGGUCUGAAGUGAAGAUAGGGAAGCAGCAGUAAACACGUGUUUAAAACCACGAGGCAGCUUGGACCUCACGGGGUAGAAGCAGCUGUGUGUGUGUGUGUAUGUGUGUGUGUGUGUGUGUGUGUGUGUGUGUGUGUGUGUGUCCACUUGAGUUACGUUUGACCCCAGGGAAUGUGAUGGUGCUCUUCCUGCCACAAACACACAGCAGAAGAACUAUGGAAAAGACAAGAAUUACAGUCAGAAAACAUCAAUGUCUAACAAGAUUUAAAGCAUUAAAUGUUAUGUUCUGCCAUAAUUACUAAACGUCUUUGAAGGAGGAAGUGAGUCAAAGGUCCAAAACAUCUGGUAUGAAUUCAAGUUAAAAGAAAGCUUGGCCUUUGUGAUCAGGGGUCAAAGGUCAAAGAGUAAAUAAAAAUGUUUGCGAAGA